Messenger RNA from Oncorhynchus mykiss (rainbow trout), 3524 nucleotides. RefSeq names its product phosphatase and actin regulator 1 (gene phactr1). Gene Ontology annotation, molecular function: actin binding. Gene Ontology annotation, biological process: stress fiber assembly; cell motility. Lineage: Eukaryota; Metazoa; Chordata; Actinopteri; Salmoniformes; Salmonidae. The record is from RefSeq and is a predicted model, not a curated record.
GAUGGACAAAUCUCGCAGCCCUAACUCUGACGUCGUUGGCCCCCGUGCGCAAAAGGAUUGGCCGAAUUGGACAGCUACUAUCUUAUGUCUCCUGCGCUAGUGCAGAAGGGAGAGGCCGUUUCAAACUCCCCUGCCUCCAUCUCUGAGAGCUAGAGGGAAUCAGGAUCAGCGGGUCCACCCCACAGCCGUUCAUUGCCUAACCAUGGCGGGUCCUGCAAACGCCGGUAUGAGCCCCUGGUACUCCUCUGGAUCUAGUAACGACGCUCUCUCCCCACUCCCAGCCCUUACCGAGGAGAAGCCGCGGAAGAGGAGAGCAUUUUGCCUGCCUCGGAUGAAGUCCAAGAACCGCAACGACAGUGGCAAGCAACAGCAGCAGCUACCGCAGCAACCCGUGGCAAACAACAACAACAAUAUGCCUUUCAUAAUCCACUGCCAGAUCGGGAAGGAGAUCAAGCACAUAUGCAGCAACUGCCGUGGCGCUGACCCUCAGGACGUUGAGGAGGUGGAGCGAAUAGCGGCGAUGCGAUCUGAUUCGCUGGUCCCUGGCACACACACCCCUCCCAUUCGGAGGCGGAGCAAGUUUGCCACCCUAGGGCGUCUCUUCAAGCCGUGGAAAUGGAGGAAGAAGAAGAGCGAGAAGUUCAAGCAGACAUCUUCUGUCCUGGAGAGGAAGAUGUCGACCCGGCAGAGCAGAGAGGAUCUGAUCAAGAGAGGAGUGAUGAAGGACAUCUAUGACAAAGACGGGGCGGUAGUAAUGAGAGGAGAGGAGGAGAAGAUGGAGAACGGGAGGUCUCCAGCAUUAGGAGGGUCUGAUCCAUCACCAUGUGAUGGAGCUGAGCUGAUGGAUGGAGCAGGGUCAGCCAUAGGUACAGUUGAGUUCCAGAUGUCUGGAGAGGGGGCGUGUCCACAAGACCACACCCAGAAUCCCAGCCAGCCUCCACCCACUAAGAAGGUUAUGGUGUAUCCAGGCGAAGGGGCUGGGGCAGAGUCAUCACAUCACACCAUAAAACAUAAAAAACAACCCCCAGUGCUACCCCCCAAACCGUUCAACAGGCUGCCCAACCACAUCACAGACGGUAUGCCAGUGAAGCUGCCCUGUAUGUCCAUGAAGCUGUCGCCUCCUCUACCUCCUAAGAAGCUGAUGAUCUGUGUGCCUGUGGGUGCGGGGGGGAGCAUGGAGCCCUCGGCCCUCACCUUUCAGAAGUGCCCCCCUCCCUCCCACCACGUGGGGUCCCUGGGGGGCCACUCCCUACAUUACGGGACCCUCCCUGUGCCCCUACACCCCCCCAGCCGCAUCAUCGAGGAACUCAACAAGACCCUGGCCCUCACUAUGCAGCGAUACAAGAGCUCGCUGCACCACGCGGUUCCCGCGGUGAUGAUAGCAUGUGACUACAACAAAGAGAACCUCCCCAAUGAGGAAGACUAUCAAGAACUACCUGGUUCGUACAGGGAUGAGGAUGAUGAAGAAGAAGAUGACGAUGAUGAUGAUGAUGAUGAUGAUGAUGAAGAAGAGGAGGAAGAUGAUGAAGAUGAAACACUCUUUACAAGUACCCUGGCUCUGAAGGUGUUGAGGAAGGACUCCCUGGCCAUUAAGAUCAGUAACCGUCCGUCACAGAGAGAGCUGGAGGAUAAGAACAUACUGCCCACACAGUCAGACCAGGAGAAACUGGAGUUCAGGCAGCAGAUAGGCACCAAGCUCACACGGAGGUUGAGUCAACGGCCAACUACAGAAGAGCUGGAACAGAGAAACAUACUCAAACGCCACAAUGAGCUGGAGGAGCAGGAGGAGAUGAGGGAGCUCAAGAAACGCCUGUCGAGAAAGUUGAGUCAGAGGCCCACGGUGGAGGAGUUGAGGGAAGCUAAGAUCCUGACCCGCUUCAGUGACUACGUAGAGGUUGCUGACGCUCAGGACUACGACAGGAGGGCAGACAAACCCUGGACACGACUCACAGCUGCUGAUAAGGCUGCCAUACGUAAAGAACUCAAUGAAUUUAAAAACACAGAGAUGGAAGUGCAUGAGGGUAGUCGCCAUCUUACCAGGUUUCAUCGACCGUAGUUCUUCUUCUGCCAUCUUUUACAAUAACCUCAAGUGCUGGAUCGCAAACUACUGCCUCUGUGUACCACACCCCUUCGCUUCCAGACCAGAACACAACAAGACCAGAACUGGUCCAGAACCACACUAGAACCAGAGUAGAACAUGUACUGAAACUGACCAGAAAUGUAAUCUGAACCUGGGAGGGGUGUGUGUACAGAACUGGGCAGCUGACACUACUCCAGGCUCCAGUGUUGACCCAAAAUAUGUGCCAAUAUCUAGAGAGGGCAGACUGGACCAAUCACAACAGUAUCUUGGUUCUGUGUUUAUAGAGAGGUCACAGUGUGGCCACGUCGGGGUUGUGGAGAGGGAGCAUCGUACACAUGGAGAGAGAUUGAUGGAAAGCACUGGAUGGACUGACUGACUGGGUUCUCCUCUAAACGGAGAUUAUAUGGACUAAAACGUAUUGUUUUUAACAGCCUUUUAUUAUCCUUUUUAAUUAUGAAGAUAGUUCAUGUGUUUACUUUACUGCACUUUAGUUUUUGACGGUACUCUACGGAGGGGUUAUGGAACUCUAUUCCUAUAUCUGUGCCAACAAGACUUUGGGAUUGUGGGAAAUUGAGUUUGGGAGGGUAUCUGUAAGGAAUACAGAGAGACAUCCAACAACUGAUUGGUUAAAAAAUUAUUAUCCUCCAUUGGUUAAUGUUCCUGCCUUUUUAAUACUUUUUGGUACAUUAUUAGUUUGACUAUUUUCCAUUGUGGGCUGCUGUUUCCAAAACAGAGGGACCAAACCCUUUUAAUCUGAUAGUACUGCAGAAUAGGAUUCUGUAAUAAGUGUGUUGUGGUUAAAGUACUAUUUUACAAUACCGUACACGGUAUGUGCUAUUCUGAAGGAAACUGUAGUAGGAGAAUAUGAUCGGAAUAUUUACCUCUAAAAACGUUGAAAUACAACACAAAACUCUCCUGUCCAUGUUGUGUUCAUGUUGGGAUAGUGAAAUGUGAACCAAGCAAUAAUUGAACUUUUCUUUCCUCCAUCUGUCUGUCUUUCUGGGCUGCGUUCAAGUGAACAAGUACUGGGAACAUUUCAGAGAGCUACCCGCUCAAUACCAAAUACACUUUGAAAUGCUGUUGUGAUCUUGAAUGCAACCCAGAUCAUCAUUAUUACUGUUGAGAGUUCUGCAACCCUCUGUAUAGUGUCACUGUGCCUGUUGUAUUGUUUACAGGGAUGAAAACAUUGCCAAAUGUACUUUGUUUGAAUGACAUUUGAUCAAGUAUGUUGUCAAUAUAAUGUUUCAGUAGCGUGCUCCAUAGACUGGUAAGUAUCAGUUCUGAAUGGAAUGGAAUUGUUCAAUUUCUCAAUGUUCUCAAAACAGGAAUUGUAUGGUUCCACCUGGUUUGGCCUCAUAGUGGAGAACCUAUAUUAGACCACCCUUUGGCUGUGAAUGAAAGUACAGUACCACCUUUUGCUCACAAGAAGCCAGACACCUCAAAA